Notodromas monacha is the source of this 942-nucleotide messenger RNA. NCBI's taxonomy places the organism in Eukaryota, Metazoa, Arthropoda, Ostracoda, Podocopida, Cyprididae. The record is from the annotation of a GenBank genome assembly.
UUAUUUUUCUGUUGCAUUUAUUUACAGUUACGACAAAUACCAACUCAUUUUUUCCCCGAAUUAAUUCGAUUCGUGCUUCACAACCGUCGAAUCGCGUCGCCGCCGGUUGAGCGGGUUAUUUCGGUGGCCGACUGGCGGUUUAACACAGUUCAUUGCUGGUGGUGCUGCUGCUGCAAUAAGUGAAGACAACUGACGAUUAACUGUCAAGAAGAAUUAAAAACUAAAAAAAAGAGAGGCAGAAAUCUCGACAAUAUGGUGUCGGAAACGAAGAAAGUGUCGUCGUAUCGGGAAGAACGCGUGCGAUCCUCGAGCGUCGGCCCGAGUUCCAACAAACCCGGGUAUGGCAACACUCUCGAACGCAUCAAGACUUCCGGAAGAAACCCAGACUGGAAUCGACACUUGGAUCAAUUGUUGGACGAGCUGCAAACGAGUAUAAACCAUCCGAGUUCGUUGCAGCGCAGCGAUGGGAUCAGUCCGGGGUCUUUGUACGGCGCCCUGACGACACCGUCGUCGCCGUCAACGGCUCUGACGACACUGACGACCAAUGGAUUCGGUCCUAGUGACAAUGAUAAAAUCACUAGCCACGUUCGCGAAGAAUACACGUCUCCAGACAAGAAGAAGCACACUUUCAAGGAGAGCUACGAUUUCCACGGCUCUGGCGGAGGGCCCAGCUUUCCCCUCAGAAUUUUUGAAAUCAACUUGGCAUUCUUUUUAGGGGUUGCCUCCAGGUCAUCCAAUGCUAUUCUGCCAUUUUCAUCAACAGCUGCCUUCACAGCCGCCAAAAUGGCGGCCAAUGUGGCAGCUGUGAAGGCGGCUGUUGAUGAAAAUGGCGGAAUUGCAUUGGAUGACCUGGAGGCAACCCUUAGAAAGAAUGCCAAGUUGAUUUCAAAAAUUCUGAGGGAAAAGCUGGGCUGCAACAAAAAAGGGCGCCUCAUUUUUUGA